AUGGCGCUUUCUAGAUCUCUGGUUUUAGCUGUGAUUGGUUGGGUCACGUUCAUCUGUCUUGAUGCACAAAGAACCACAACUAUAAAUUGUGACACAACACCCAACCCACUCAUGCUGUCAGGCUUUUUGGAUGAAUACACAGGCGAUAUAGAAUGGAUUACAAAUAUCCCACCCAAUGUGAAUUUGCAAUUAAAAGAAUAUCUGUUCCCUGAACACGUACCGUAUGUGGAGCUAGUAUAUAUUUCUGGAUCUAAUAAUGCAACAGUGCGGACUCAUAAGCCACUGGAUGUCGAUUCUAUUGAGACUAACGCGAUAGAGAACGCACGGGACUUAGUCUUGGACGAUGUAAAUGACCAUUCUCCACAAUUUCUACAAGCUCACUAUAGCACUUCAGUAUCAGAGGUGUCUCCAAUAAAUGCCACGGUUAUAAAAGUGGAAGCUCUGGAUAAAGAUUUUUCACCUUUCUUCAGCGUCAUUACUUACAGACUUUGGGGUCCAAACUCCGAUUACUUUUAUAUAAGGGAAGGAGAUGGAAACAUCAUGGUGAACAAAACAUUUGAUUACAACAAGGUCAAACUUUUCAACUUAACAGUCCAAGCAAAGGAGAAAUUUGGAAACAACAGUGAUACUGCAUCGUUACUAAUUAAUGUAGAAGAUUAUGAUACAUUGAACCCCUAUUUCAGUCAAUCAGUAUACAAUGGAAAAAUCAGUGAAAACCAGUUGGGUCCUCUGGCUAUUCUCCCAGAGAAGAUAUUGGCUAAAGAUGGAGACACAGGUAUAAACGAAAAAGUAGUUUACAGCAUCAAACUAGUGAACCCCCCGGCCUAUAGCAACACCUUUUCAAUCAAUGCAGACACUGGAGAGUUGGAAGUAAAGACUGCAAUUGACAGAGAAGAAUGUCCGUAUCUUGUUGUGGGCAUCCAGGCAAGUCAGCAAGACAAUAUUUUCAAAACAGCUGAUGCAACAGUGCUGGUUACCGUUGAAGAUGUGAAUGACAAUCCUCCAGUGUUGUCACAAUCAAGUUACAAUGUCUCAAUUCUAGAAAAUGUCCCAAAUGGAAUGGAAGUUCUUCAAGUAACAGCUAUUGACAAAGAUGAGGUCACUGCUAAAGAUCAUUUGCCACGUUACGAUGAGGUAAACUCUACAAUCAACAUAUUGUUGCUAGAUGAAAAUGACAACAGCCCAACCUUUAGAGGCACGCCAUAUAAACAAGAUGUUUUCAUCAACAUGACUGCAGGAAAGCCCAUUCUUCAGGUUGCUGCUGAUGAUCCGGAUGACGGUAUAAAUGGAGAGAUAAGCUUUAUCUUAGCUGGUGGCAAUGAAGAUGGAUACUUUGAAUUGGAUACAUCCACAGGACAAAUCAGUUUAAAGACAGUAAUCCCAUUAGGAGUCAACCAGCUUAAGAACUUUGUCUUGUGGAUAACAGCUGUUGAUGGUGGGACAAUUCCAAGGAGUUCAUCAGUGCCAGUACAAAUCUCUGCAGUUGGAGAUUCCAGACCACAGUUUAUUCGGAAAACCUAUAAUGUUUCUGUGGAAGAGGAGCUAGUCAGUCCUGUUGAAGUAGCAAGAGUAGAGUAUGAGUCUUUAAAUCCCCAUAUACCGGUUAUGUUUCAAGUACUGACGGAAUCUGCUACAUUUGACAUCGACGUCAACGGAAUCAUCUGGACAAAAACCAAACUGGACUAUGAAUCCCAGAAUAAUUACAUACUAAAUAUUUCCUUGUCAGAUGGAAAUGCUACUGAUUAUGCUGUAGUGUUUAUCAAAGUUACAGAUGUCAAUGAUAACAGUCCUGUGUUUGGUAUAACCAGCACUACCAUUACCAUUCUGGAGAACAUGCAAGCUGGAACUAGUAUUGCCAGUGUGUCAGCUACAGAUGUGGAUCAGGGCUUUAAUGGAUUAGUGGUUUAUACUCUGAAAGGUGGAGAAGGAAAAAUGGAUAUUGACACCUCGGGAUUAAUUUUGCUGGAAAAGAAAUUGGACAGAGAAACACAAAGCCUCUAUAACUUAACAGUGAUUGCCAGUGACCAAGGCCAACCCGUGCUGUCUACAGCUCUCAAUUUGACAGUCAUUAUUGACGACGUGAAUGACAACCCUCCAGUCUUCUCAUCAAGUAGAUACGAAGUGAGCGUCCCUGAAGACGAAGUGCUUGGAAGGGCACUGCUGGCGGUAUCUGCUACUGAUUUGGAUGCCGGGGCCAAUGCUCUUGUGAAGUACAGAAUUGUUAGCCAGCGACCUCCAACCUCCCUGCCAGCGUUUCUUGUCAAUUUGACCACAGGCCAGCUCAGCCUGAGCCAGCAGCUGGAUUAUGAAACCAUAAAGCAAUUUGAAGUAGAAGUGGAGGCAUCAGAUGGAGGGCAGCCAAGUCUCAGUGCUACAACACUUGUUGUUGUGCGUGUACUAGAUGUCAACGAUAACCCACCAGAAUUUAAUCAGACAGUUUAUAAUAUAUUUGUGUUUGAAAACCUGCAAAAGGGUAGUCCUGUCUCCACCUUCAGUGUUACUGACAAGGAUGAGGUAUGGGCAGUUGAUGCUGAAACCAAUGGGCUUAGUUCAAGUGCCUUGUUUCACAUUACUGUUUUGGAUGUCAAUGAUCAUAACCCUGAGUUUUGGAUGCAGCCAUACAGUUUUACGAUUCUGGAAGCAGAUUACACAUUGGGUGCUCCUCCUAGAGUUGGACAUGUGACUGCUACUGAUUUGGAUGAGGGAGAGAAUGCACGAAUUACUUACUACUUAUCAGCCGAGGACGGGGAUAAUCCAUAUAGCAUCCAACAGGAUGGCACCAUUUUGGUUAAUGGCCACGUAGACCGAGAAACGAAAGAGAAGUAUGAGCUGCUGUUGGUGGCGUCUGAUAACGGAGUACCUCAAAGGCAGAAUUUCACCUAUGUCAGCAUUCAAGUAUUAGAUGUGAAUGAUAACCCCCCUCGGUUUACGAAAGCGCAAUACUCGGCCAGUGUACGUGUAGCAACAGCAAAAGAAGGAGUGUCUGUACUAUCUGUGUCUGCUACUGACGCUGACCUUGGCAACAAUUCUGUCAUUUCAUACAGCCUCAUGAGCCAUUCUGAUGAUUUCCGUAUAAAUAACCACACUGGAGAAAUCACCCUCAGCAGUAACUUGGACCAUAUCACAGCUGACACAGUUCUUACACUGAUAGUUACUGCUGCUGAUCAUGGAGCUCCUCAGCUUACAUCAAAUGCCUCUGUUACUCUCUACUUGCUGGUAAACGACACUAGCUUCGGACUGACCUUCGAUAGCUCCAGCUAUGAGUUCAGCAUUCAAGAAGAUGAACCAGCUGGGACUGCUGUUGGCUCUGUGAAGGCUCUGACUGGAAGCAUAGCCGUACAAGUAGCGUACUCUCUGAAAUCUCAUAACGACAAGUUCUCCGUUAGCGACCAAGGAGAGAUUGUGGCUCUUGCCAGGCUAGAUCGUGAAGAAGAUGACCUAUACAGCAUCAUUGUAGAAGCUGUUGAUUCUGUGGUGCCACCCAAUACAGCUGUUGCUUUGGUAACUGUGAGAGUAAAUGACAUCAAUGACAAUCCUCCAGUUUUCUCAACAUUGAUUCAAACUAAACUAUCAGCUCCUGAGAACGCAGCUAGUCUAGACUUGGGCGUAUUUUCUGCUACUGAUCUGGAUAUAGGAGUUAACGCAUUUAUAAGCUACUCUCUGCAAGAUGAUUUUGCUGGAAUGUUCCAUAUUAACAGUUCUACUGGCAAGCUGAUGACCAAAAAAUCCUUAGACAGAGAGACGAUGGACAGUUAUGAAUUGAAAAUAAUAGCCACUGAUUCUGGCACACCGGUGCUAUCUGCAAGCUUAUUUCUAAGCAUCACUGUAGAAGAUGUGAAUGACAACCCCCCAGUGUUCCCACAGAAAUCAUACUCCGUGACUGUAAAAGAGAAUGAGCCUCCGCAUGUGAUUUUGAGUGCAGCAGCCGCAGAUGAAGAUACAGGGUACAAUGCCAUUAUUCAUUACACCAUAAUUGGAGAGACUUCUUCAUUUCAUGUUGGAGAACUUUCUGGAAAUAUUGCAACUCUUCAACCUCUGGACUAUGAAAGUCGUUCCCAGUAUACAUUUAUUCUGCAAGCUUUCAAUCCUGGCGAGCCAAAUCUCCAGGACACAGCAAACAUUACAGUUACCGUGGAAGAUGUUAAUGAAGAAGGACCCAUAUUCGACAAGCCCUCAUAUUACCACAUCCUUCUAGACAAUUCUACAGCUGGCACACCGGUGGUAGAUAUCAAUGCAAGAGAUGAAAGCAAGGGUUAUGAUGAAGGCAUUUUCUACAAUAUUUCAGGUGGAAACUCAGAAGGCCUCUUUAGUCUUUCCAGUACCACAGGAGAACUCAGGUUAACAAGAGACUUAUCCAAACAGGCUGUUCCCCUCUAUUACUCCUUGAUGGUCACUGCUACGGAUUCAGGUCUGCCGCCUCUUUCAAGUUCUGUAAAGGUGUCAAUAACGAUAGCUCCCAUCAACAUUUCAUUCCCGGUGUUCUCUGAAGCAGUCUAUCAGCCUGCCCCUCUGAGUGAGAAGACGCUGCCUGAUACGUUUGUUGUACAGAUCAGUGUGUUGUAUAAGGUCCCUGUGAUAUACACUAUUGUACUCGGAGAUGAGAAGGGGUAUUUCGUUAUUGAUUCAUCCACUGGUAUUGUAAGAACAAGAAAGAAUUUGAAACUGGAGGAUUUUCCAGUCAUUUUCAACGUGCGUGCCACAGAUUCAUCUAAUCCUAGCAUAUUUAAUGAAGCUUCUGUGAAUGUGGAAGUUAUUGACGAAAAUGAUUUCCCUCCAGUUUUCCCAUCUCCUCUGCUAGAAGCAACAUUGGAAGAGAAUUUACCCGCUACUCAGAUCGUCCAGCUGAAAGCUCAGGACAGUGAUACAGGUAGAAAUGGUUUCCUAACAUACGGCAUUCUCAGUGGAGGCGGACUAAAAUUCAGGAUAGAUGCAGCGACUGGAAUUCUUUAUUCCAAUGCCUCCUUUGAUUAUGAAGAGGAACCUACAGAGUAUCAGGUUGUGAUAUAUGCUGAAGAUGACGGAAUCCCUGAGAAGAAAAGAGGGUACUGCACAGUUGUCAUAAAGAUCGUUGAUGUUAAUGACUGGCCACCUGUCUUUGAUCCAGUGACUGAAUUCAGUGUAAAUGAAAAUGCGCCUGUGGGAUUAAUAGUCGGAAAAAUCACAGCAACAGACAGAGACACAGGAGACAACGCCUUUGUUCUCUAUAGCCUUACAGGUGGUGGAGGAAAUAUAUUUGAAAUAGAUGAAAUACAUGGCAACAUUAAGAUAAAGAACUCUCCAGACUACGAAACCACGAAUAAAUACAGCCUUACAGUGAACGCGGUCAACAAUAAAUCUGCCCCUUUCCAUCAGGCAACUACUCAUGUCACUGUUCUAGUGAUUGAUGUGAAUGAUAAUGCUCCGGUAUUUGCUCAGAAUUCCUAUUCAGCUUCUAUAAACAUGAUUAAUCCUGUAGGUGCUCAUGUCAUAACUGUGAGCGCUACCGACAAAGAUCAGGGGCAAAACGGCCUUAUUGAGUACUACAUCCUCCCUGACCCAGACUCCAGCCCGUUCUUCCUGAUAGAAGAUACCAGCGAGGGGAAAAUAAUUACAACUGGAAACCUGUCUCGAUCUGGAGAGAUCCAUUUAACAGUGAUGGCUAAGGACAAAGGCUCUCCAUCUUUAAAUAACACUGCUGUGAUAACUCUUAAUGUGUUUGACAACCGUCCGUUUGUCCCUCGGUUUAACGAGAGCGAAAUCAGCAUUUCCGUUUUGGAAAACACAGGAGUGGAUUAUUUCAUUUACGCUUUUACUGUGGUUGAAACUUCAGGAAAAUCGAUUGAUUAUACGGUUGUAUCUGGCAAUGAAAAAGGCCUGUUUGGUCUGGGACAGGACCCCAGCCGUGAUGCCUUUGCUGCUUGGCCAGUGGAAGUGUUGCAUUUCACAUUCUUAAGAGCAGAGGGCCCAUGGAAGUAUCCAAAGAGCAACAAAGGCACAAGAGGUCACUUUAGAUUGGAUCCAAAAAGUGGUCAGCUGAGAACAGCAAUUAAUUUGAACUAUGAGGAAGCUUCUCAGUAUGUGAUUUUAAUUGAAGCAAAGGAAAAUCUCUCAUCUGCUGCCAAAGUCCAGCGUUCAGGUCUGUUUGCUCAGAACGUGGCGAUGCUGACAAUCUCGGUGCAGGAUGUAAAUGAAGAGCCAGCAUUUUUGAGUGAUGCCUACUCUGCUCGGAUACCAAACUCCGUGCUGUACAAGUACCCGGCCACAGAUCCAGAUUCAGGAGACAACGGACUUUUGCUGUACAGCUUAGCGAAUAAUCAAAUGAACGAAUUUGACAUCGAUGAAAACACAGGGCAGAUUUUUACAGUUGCUGUAGCAGAAAAGACUGGAACAUUUUUACUGGAAGUCCAAGCUGCAGACCAAGGCACAAGAAGACUCACGGCCCGGACAACAGUCAACGUAACCGUUGAUUCCAGUUCCAGUAACAACAUUGUGGUGGUGGGACUUAAUCAGAAGAUCAACGUAGUUGACAGAAACAUUCCUGGAGUAAAAAGGGUCCUGGAAGAUAAACUUGCAUGGAACGUAUACAUCAUUGAUGUUUAUUCCAAUGAGUCUGAAAGAAAAGCAAGAAGCAGCACGGAUGUAACCUGCGUAAAAAUUACUGCUUUUGAUAAGGCAAACCAGGAAGUAUCUGCAGAAGACGUAAAAAGAAAACUUAGGGAGCAGGGGAGUAGCAUUGAGGCAGAACUGGAGAAAAUAUUUUCAGCGGCUGUUACUGUUGCCAUAGAAGAGGCUCCUGCAGACUCGGCAACUCCUGAACUCAUUGCAACGAUCGUGCUCAGUGUUCUGCUAGCCUGCACCCUCGUAGCCUUCCUGGUAUAUGUACUUUUUACUAUAAAAAGGAAAAGAAAGUAUACGCAACAGUAUUUGGUUAAGAAGCAAGCUGAAAUUAUAGAGGGUAUUGAUAAUCCACGUGCAAUUGACGGAAGUGGAAGUCUGAAAAGCCUACAGAAACUAGAGCACACGAAUAAUGUGAAAACAGAAACAAUAGCCUUUAGCAACAUGGAAGACACCAAAGGAGGUGAUGCUGACAAAGACGUAACUCAGGACCAUGAAGCAUGCAGAUACCUUGAGACACUGCUGUUAGAUUGCAACAGUGAACACGACGAAAAGGUAGCCUCUGAAAAAGCCAUUGAACCUCGAAAUGGAGAUGCCCAGCCCACUGCAGAAUUCACACCAAAACAGGAUUGCUUUCUGACAGACACAAAUAAAGAGUCAGCUCUUUCCUUAGCACCUGAUCCCACAACGCCUGCCCCUGAAAAAGGACUGAAAGGAGUAAAAUUUUCAGAAGUGGCAAUUAUUUUGGACGUGGAGCCUGACGAUGAUGAGCCUGACGACGAUGAACCUGACAAUAGUGAUACCAGCUGGUCGAAGAGCAAGCUGAAGGAGGUGCUGGUGGGGCUGGUGGUGGAGGGCGAGGCCGGGCGCUGCGAGAUCAGCGACCUGAAACACGUGGAAGGCGAAGCGUCCUGCAACAGCCGCAAAGGGAAACUCAUCUUUUUCUACGAGUGGAACCUGCGCCUCGGCUGGAAAGGUACAGUGAAAGAGUCUGGUGAGAAACAUAAGGGAUCUGUUGAAAUUCCUAACCUCUCAGAAGAAAAUGAGGUAGAUGAUACAGAGAUAAACGUUAGCAAAAAGAAAGGGGAAGGCGAUGUUCUGAAGGACCUCAUGAGAACUGAAGGGACCACAAAAGUCAGAGAGGCCCUGAGAGACUACCUGAAAGCACUUAAAACAGAGUUUACCUUGGGAAUGAUUCUGCCAACAAAAGCUGCCGUUGGUCAGGAGCUGGCCGCUGAGCGAAAACUAAGUGGGAACACCGUGCAAGAUUCUGUUUCACCGCAGUCUUUGGAGAUAGUUGGGGUGAAAAUUCCAACAGUGAAGAUACUGAUGAGAGAAAUAUUCAACUCUCCAGCAGACGAACUUUAUAGCAUCUUCACAACUAAGGAAUUGGUACAGAAGUUCUCUAAAUGUCCUGCUGUGAUUGAAGCCGAGAAAGGAGGCAAACUCCAGAUGUUUGAUGGCUGCGUCAGCGGUGAAUACGCAGAAUUGGUCCCAAGCCAAAGAAUCGUCCUGAAGUGGAGGUGUAGAAACUGGCCUGACGAACAUUACGCAACGGUGGCCUUGAAUUUCAAGGAUAUGGCUGCUCAAACGGAACUGCAGUUCGAGUGCAAAGGAGUGCCUGUCUCCAACGAAGACAGCACCAGACGAUGUUGGAAGCAGCAGUAUUUUGAAGAAAUACGUAUUUUACUGCAGCAGUCCCAAGACAACAUGGAAUGACGACAGCGCUGUAGUUUUGUUAGGGCAUUACUUUUUAUACUCAGUUAACGUUUGGUUUUUUUUAAAAAAAAAAAAGUAAUUUAUUUGUGGGAAGAAUAAAGACCCACUUCUACGAUACUGUA
Nipponia nippon (crested ibis) is the source of this 8435-nucleotide messenger RNA. NCBI's taxonomy places the organism in Eukaryota, Metazoa, Chordata, Aves, Pelecaniformes, Threskiornithidae. The record is from RefSeq and is a predicted model, not a curated record.